Vanrija pseudolonga is the source of this 756-nucleotide messenger RNA. RefSeq lists its product as uncharacterized. Lineage: Eukaryota; Fungi; Basidiomycota; Tremellomycetes; Trichosporonales; Trichosporonaceae. The transcript has 4 exons. The record is from RefSeq and is a predicted model, not a curated record. Bases 1 to 756 code for a protein of 251 amino acids.
AUGCGCCAACUCAGGCUCACCUCCCCCUACCUCGGUGACACGGCCAUAACCGUCUCGACUGGAUCUGAACGUGGCCGCCGCCGUCGUCGUCGCUCGAACUCGCUCGAGGUCACUGAGAGCGAGCCGCGCCCCUCCCAGCGUCGUCGCUCCUCUCCCUCCUACGACCCCGACGACAUCUAUGCCCCUCCGCCUCAGCCACUGAGGGACCGUCUCGCUAUCGCGAAUCGCGAGUUUAUGCACCACUGGCAGCGCCUUGCCAACUCAUACGACGCCGGCCGCCACGGGCCUGCCGAGCUGGCGCUGGGCCGUAAGCUGGAAAUCGAAGUCAUCCUCGCUAGGACUCCGAACCCCCUACUCCUCUUCGCGACGCCUGAGGAAGCGGCCCAGGUCCGGAUCUGGCGCCUGUAUGGGCCUCUGCUCGAGCGUCAAGAGCGCGUGUUUGAUCAGAUGAUGGGUACGCCGCCGCGCCCGGCUUUCCCAUUCCGUCGGUUCCUUGACAAGGUUCAAAUCCGCGUCAUCGACGAGAACACGCCCGACCACCUCUGGCAGGCGUGGUUUGACCCUCCCGACAGCGACAGCGAGGCGACCGCCAACGAUCACCGCAGCGACAGCGAAGACGACACCCUCUUCGACGAGGAGGAGCCCGAAUGCCCCCACACCCACGACGCGCUUCUCCAUUUACUGGGGCGCCCCUGUGAGGGCUAUUGCAGCAUGCGCUGGUACUUUACACACCACUACCAGCCCGGCUCCACCUGA